ACCUCCUUCAUACCACUGCAACCACCAUGACUUCGCAACUCUCUCUCACCGGUCGAGCGUGUCAUCAGAUUCAAAACAUUGUCUUGCCGGAUUGAAAGCAUGCGCCGCGGCAUGCAUGCGAGAUUUAUCGAUAAGCUUAUCUACCCCGUUACCCGGCCAUCCCCCGACGACCAGAUCUUUGUAUAACCAGGAUUGAGACUUCCCAUCCUUGAUUGACUGCAGCUCAAGAUCCUACCGCACUCGCGUUUCGACGAAUUACUGCUGCGCACGCCUUUGUAGUUGACUCUCAGGAAUAACUUCCCACGACUAGCAUAUCCAUGAAGCUGGAUGAGAAAACAUGGCAGAUCUAUUGCCCAAAUUCAAAGUAGCAGACCCACACGUCCGCGCUGUCAGUCCGCAAGGCAGACGCGACACAGGAAAACACACCAACAAAGGAGAGUUCACCAAUGGCAAGCUUGUCAUGCACGUACGCAGUCCUACUUCACCCACGGCGCCUUCGAACGAAGCACAAAACGGAAAUGGUAGCGAAGAAAAGAGCUCGUCUGAAGCGGCCAUAGAUCCACUUUCGCAACAAAUCCUCAAAAGGACAAAUACAUCUCCUGCUAUACAGAAGCUGCGAGCACAGCACACAGAACCAUACGCGACGCAUUCGCAAACGUCGCUCCAUGAAGCAACUCCGGACAAGAAGCACAGCGGUGAAGUACCGCGCGAUUUGAGUGCAAGUGCAAAGGCAGACAAGAAGAAGGGCGUUUCAUUUCUUAGUCGCUUCAUUGGCAACAAAAAGAAGACUGCCCUCGAUGGUGCAAGUGACAAUGGCUCCGAGUUUGACGACUAUCGACCUGAGGGCAUGGAUGCGCAGCUUUACGUCGCUAACUUCGGCUUCAGCCCAAAGCACCCGCAACCACCCGCAUACAUCAAAGUGCGCACCAAGUUCAAGUCCAAGAAAGAAUUCGAUCGCGUGUUUCUGGCACAGGAGCUACGCUCAGGCGCCGACAAGAACAGCGCCCCUGCUGCAGGGUCUAAUCCAGUCCCCCAGUCCGGAUCGGCGGCGACCAAAAACCCCAUAUGGGCCACCGAGUUCAGCAAGGAUGGAAAGUAUCUUGCUGCUGGUGGGCAGGACAGAGUCAUCCGUGUAUGGGCGGUAUUGUCGAAUGCAGAGGAGCGCAGAGCGCAUGAAAAAGAUGAGAGCGAUCCCGCAGGCCAGGCGAAGCAUCUCAGCGCACCAGUAUUCCAGCAAAAGCCCUACCGAGAGUACAAUGGCCAUGCAGCAACCAUCUUGGAUCUGAGUUGGAGCAAGAACAAUUUCCUACUGUCUUCGUCAAUGGACAAGACCGUACGUCUUUGGCACAUUAGCCGCGACGAGAACUUGUGCACGUUCAAACACUCGGACUUUGUCCCAUCCAUUCAAUUCCAUCCCAUGGACGAUCGAUUCUUUCUGGCUGGUUCUCUUGACUCGAAGCUUCGCUUGUGGAGUAUCCCGGAUAAGAGUGUUGCAUACUCGGCCUCAGUUCCCGACAUGAUCACGGCUGUGACAUUUAGCCCUGAUGGCAAGACCUGCAUAGCAGGGACAUUGGGUGGUCUCUGCAAUUUCUACGAUACUGAAGGCUUGAAGUGGCAGGCUCAGCUACAUGUGAAGUCAACUAGAGGGCAGAACGCGAAAGGCAGUAAGAUUACCGGACUUCAAGCAACAUACUGGCCUCCCGGUAGCGAAGCUGGCGAGGUCAAGCUUCUAGUCUCGAGCAACGACUCCCGUCUACGAGUCUACAAUAUGAAAGACAAAAGUUUGGAUAUGAAGUUCAAGGGUCAUGAGAACAACUACAGCCAAAUACGAGCAGCAUUCGUUGACAGCUCUGGACACAUCAUCUGUGGUAGCGAAGAUCGUAAAGCCUACAUAUGGUCGACGAGCAUUCCAGAAGGAGAUAAGAGGAAUCAGCGACCCCUGGAGAUGUUCGAAGCCCACGACUCCAUCACAACGUGCACAGUGUUUGCUCCCCUACAGACACGACAACUGCUCAGUGCUUCAGAGGAUCCAAUAUACGAUAUGUGCAACCCACCGCCUGUCACACUUGUGUCUAGAGCUGAGUCUGUUCACUCUUCCCGAGCACCUACAGAAGCUGGAUCAGCACACCCAAUGCCAGCACCGAACCAGAAUCUGUUUCCGAGAGCAAACGAAACCCCAGCAUAUCUCGCGCGUUGCGAACACCAAGGCGGCAACAUUAUCAUCACUACCGACUACAAAGGGUCACUGAAGGUUUUUAGGCAGGAUUGCGCAUAUGACGAACGCGUACGGCUGAGGGACACCUGGGAAACAUCAUCUAAGAUCGGGCGCCCAAGCAGCAUCCUAUCACGAACCAGCCGAUCCAGACAAGACAGCGUAUCGACGCAACCACCAAAUGACCGCAUAAUGACAUGGCGACAGAGCAUCUCACAUGGUAGCUUCGACUCAACUGGAUCCAUACGUCGAAAAAGUGGUCGCAGCGUUUCACCUCGCAAAUCUAUGGUAGCUCUUAGCCUGAACUCAGCACGAGCACCUGACUUCUCAGCCCUUAAUCCCAUGAGGUCUCAUGACACUACGAACUCCGAACCCACAGGCACCCCAAAGACCUCGAUGUCCAUAGAUCGCACGCCCGGACAGAGUGCAUCUCAAUCUGAAAUCUCAACACCAUCAGGCAUAAAUGUCCCAGAACCAUCCGAGUCGUCUGAAACCUCUGAGCGACCUGAACAUGAAAGCCAUCCUUCCAUUACGAACCCACUCGCCAUCAUCAAUGGGCAGAGCUGGUUUUUUUGGACGAGCAAAGGGGAUCAUAACAAAAGUCAAAGGACGCCGCUGGAUCCACGCGCAAGCCAGGUCAGCCAGGUCAGUCAGAUUAGUCGUCUGACCAGUGAAAUGAGCGAAGGGAGAAGCGAGAACGGCGAGGAGACGAAGAAUGAGGUACGAAAGUGCACGCGUUGUGGAAGUGAAGAGUUUGAGGUUGCUAGUAGGGGUUUGCGACAAUUUGGAGGACGGGACAAAGCUGGGGAGAAGAUGACGAUUUGUAAGAGGUGUAGAGAUGUGGUUGAUUAGGUAGCUAACGAGGUCGACCUGGUAUCAGGAUACGCCGACCAUGAGAACAACAUCAUAACGUACCUCAC
Macroventuria anomochaeta is the source of this 3132-nucleotide messenger RNA. Its product is annotated as WD40 repeat-like protein. Lineage: Eukaryota; Fungi; Ascomycota; Dothideomycetes; Pleosporales; Didymellaceae. The record is from RefSeq and is a predicted model, not a curated record. The transcript has 5 exons. Gene Ontology annotation, molecular function: protein binding. The coding region runs from base 338 to 3064 and encodes 908 amino acids.